Molecule: messenger RNA, 4146 nt
Organism: Pimephales promelas (fathead minnow)
Lineage: Eukaryota; Metazoa; Chordata; Actinopteri; Cypriniformes; Leuciscidae
Gene: st14
Product: ST14 transmembrane serine protease matriptase
Biological process (GO): proteolysis
Molecular function (GO): serine-type endopeptidase activity; protein binding
Source: RefSeq, a predicted model, not a curated record
AACAAUAGAAGAAGAAGUACAUUGGUAAACGCCUGUGAGUUUAGUGACGGAAGUAGUUUUGUCAGCGAAACCACAACGUCAUCACGAGCCCUCAGGUGUGAGAGAGAUGAGAGAGAGGACGCCGCGGGACUCACUGGAUUAAACUCAGAACGGUCCAAACAACUUUUACAAUUGGAAUAUUUCUCCCAAGACGCAAUGAAAAACGCCUGGAUAGACUGAUCUGAGUUUCUGUUUGGUGUCUGUCUGCUGAAGUAACAUGAAUUCCGCCGCGUAUGAACAUAGAGGGAAUGGGCAACCUGAGCAGGUCACCUUCCUGACGAAUGAACAGAAGAUGACACCAGCACGGAAGACGAGGAUUGCCGUGGGGGUCGUCGUUUCCCUGCUGGUAGUUGCCGCGGUGGUUGGAUUUCUCGUGUGGCUCUUUGUUGUUAGGAGCAAAGAAUUGGAAGAGUCCACCACUCAGAAAUCCACCUCAUCCACACUAGUUUACAGCGGACACAUGAAGCUUCUCAAACUGGAGUACAGCCCAGCAUAUGACAACCCUGAAAGUACGGAGUUCCAACAAAUGGCAAAAGACCUGGAAGGAAUUAUGAACGAUACAUUCACCAGAGAUCCUUUACUUUCCAAAUACUACACCAAGUCUGUCAUCACUGCCUUCAGUGAAGGAACCUUAGCGUAUCAUUGGUCUCAGUUUGACAUUCCUGAGAUGGACCAGGAGAUCGUCCCAGAGCUGACAGAGCAGCGUGUGAUCGAGGCUCUGCAGAAGACCAUCCGACAGGAGGGCAAACGCUUCAGGACCUUCACAAUCACUUCCAACGACAUCACCGCUUCACCCACAGACCCUCGGAUGGCCAGAGACCCCAGAUCCAAAAACUGCUUUUACAGUCUUGUUGCUGAAACCACCAGCAAAGAAUUUGUGUCUCCCGAUCACCCUAAGAAAUAUCCAGCUCACUCCCGAUGUCAGUGGCAGAUUCGCGCCCCUAAAGGCCACGCCAUCAUUGUCAAAUUCAAGACCUUCCACAUCGAGGAUGACUGUGCCAAUGACUAUGUGGCCAUCUACGACUCUCUUAGUCCUGACAGCACUCGUGCCAUCACAAAACAGUGUGGUCUUCGCCCUCCUUCAAAUCCUCUUGACGUUGUUUCUUCUGGUAACAUCAUGCUUGUCAACCUGGUCACAGACAAGGUCCGGAAACAAGGAUUCAAAGCGGUUUACUCUGCCAUUCCUACUACUACUGGUGUGAGCUGUGGAGCAUCUCUGACUGGUUCCACGGGAAACUUCACCUCUCCGCAUUACCCUAGUUUCUUCCCUCCUUUGGUAGACUGCAUUUGGAACAUCAAUGUUCCUGCUGGCAGAUGUGUAAAGAUUGAGUUCGUUAUGUUCCGUGUGAAGGAGCCGGGGGUAGACACCAACAACUGUCACAAAGACUACGUAGAGGUGCUGGGAAAAAAGUAUUGUGGGGAGAGGCAAAGAUUUGUGCUCUCUAGCACCAGCAAUACCUUGGAAGUGAAGUUCCAUUCAGAUGAAUCCUACACUGAUAAGGGAUUCAGCAUCAUUUACACCGCAUUUGACCCUGUAGACCCUUGCCCUGGUAGGUUUGCGUGCACCUCAGGCUUGUGUAUCUCAAAACAGCAGCAGUGUGACGGGUGGAACGACUGCGCUGACAUGAGCGAUGAGAAACAGUGCAAAUGUGAUGAGGAACAAUUCACUUGCAGAAAUGGCCUUUGUAGGCCUCAGUUCUUUGUCUGUGACAGAUCGAAUGACUGUGGCGACAACAGUGAUGAGGAACAUUGCGAUUGUGGCAUUGCUGAGGAAAGGUGCGGGGAUGGCGCCUGCAUCUCAAAGGAUUAUGUAUGUGAUGGGAAAAAUGACUGUGCUGAUGGCAGCGAUGAGGUCUCCUGCUCAGGAUCGGCUGGUAUCUGCAAUGAUUUCUCCUUCGUGUGUAAAGACAAGCAGUGUGUAAACAAAGUCAACGCAGAGUGUGAUCGCGAAAACGACUGCUCAGAUGGUUCGGAUGAACAGGGAUGCGACUGUGGAGUCCGGCCAUACAAGCACAACCGUAUUGUGGGUGGGAAGAACGCAGAUGUGGGUGAAUGGCCGUGGCAGGUCAGCCUACAUUUCAAGACCAAUGGACACACUUGCGGCGCCUCAAUCAUCUCCAACAAAUGGCUGCUUUGUGCUGCCCACUGCUUCAUCCAGCCUUCAGACGACAGCUACAAAAUGACAUCCAACUGGCUGACGUACAGUGGUCUGCGGGACCAGAACAUCCAGGACGCCUCAGUUCAGCAGCGUACUAUAAAGACCAUCAUCACCCACCCAAGCUACAAUGAAAUGACCUACGAUUAUGACAUCUCCUUGUUGGAACUGAGCCAGCCAUUGAACUUCAGCAACACCGUGCAUCCCAUCUGCCUUCCAGCAUCGACCCACGUUUUCUCGGCCGGCAGUUCCUGCUUUGUGACGGGCUGGGGCGCGCUCCGAGAGGGAGGAAUUGCUGCAACAAUCCUGCAGAAAGCAGAAGUUAAGGUGAUUAAUGAUACAGUAUGCAACAUGGUGACCGAAGGUCAGGUGACCUCUAGAAUGAUGUGUAGCGGCUACCUCACUGGAGGUGUGGACGCUUGUCAGGGAGACUCGGGCGGGCCUCUUGUGUGUCGAUCCGAUGUUGGCAAAUGGUUCCAGGCUGGCAUAGUGAGCUGGGGAGAAGGCUGCGCUCGGCGGAACAAGCCUGGCGUCUACACGCGUGUCACCAAACUACGGGACUGGAUCCGUGAAAUCACAUCCGUAUAGUGGAGCCUGGACCUGCGAUCAUAUGACAACCAAAGAAGAACAGAAAUGUUCAGCUCUGUGAAUAUUUAGUACAGUAUGUGAGCCGCACACGCACAAUACAGCUUCGGUUGUCAUCAUUUGUGAGAAAAUUGAACUUGCAUUCGUUUCAGACCACCUUGUUGGCUUAUCAGUGUGGUUUUUCAUAGCUGUAUCAAUCUAAAGUUGAGUUCAUCUUUAGUCAACCAAAUCAAAUACGUGGAGAUACAACUAUAAUGAGGGGAUAUACAUAUAUAUCACUGUGAUGCACUGUUACACAUUUUUUUGCCAACUUUCAUUUGUUCAAAUCUGAUUUCUUCAACAGUAACUUCAUAAAUGGCACUUAGAGAUCAAACUGUCCUAUAAUGAGAUUGCCAGCAACAUCUGACCCAAUGGAAUUCAUGUUGUUCUCUUUCUGAAUUAUGUUCUGUUUUUAUACAAAUCUUUUAACUUUUUCUUAUACUCAAAACGUGCCUUUAUUCCAAAGACUGGACUUUGCCUCUUCUCAGAAACAAUGACUCUUGUGUUUCAGACUUUGGAGCGAGCUUCAGUCCCUACAUUUUUUUCUUUCUCUUUUAGAGAAGGUCAAAAGCUUCUUUGCAAUCUAGAAAUUUCUGUAAGCAUCCCACUCUGGCUGACCUUCUUUCCUCACAUCUGUGUGAUCUCGGGACCUUGGAGGCAAAGCUCUAAAUGGGAGGAUUAGGUAAAAAUAGGAUAUUUCCAUCAUCCAUUUGCCAAUACAACCAAGGCCAACAUAGGUCACUCACUUCUGCUGCAUGUUAGAGUUCCAGCCAAUCAAUGUCAAAGAAGUUGGCUGAAACAACCUAGCAGGAUGGUCUUUGCUUCAAAGAGUCCUGAAUGUAUUGAGGAAUCUAUAACCCCGGAUCCUAAAAGACUUGGCAAGUUUCUUUCCCAUGGAAAGUCCACUUGCUUAAGAAUUUCAGGCUUUGUAGUGUAGAGACUUAAUCUCCCAGGAGGUACAAAAGAUGCAAGCUGUGUGUUGAGGGAUGUCAAGCAAUGGACUAUAUAUGUAUGUACUACUGGAGUUUCAUAUAGCAUCAUGAUGAUUAAUUUAACCUGUUACGGGCCUGUUAGGCUUUUGUUUUUUAAUUGGGAGAAUUUCAAACAAAUUUUUAAAUUGUUUAACUAAAAUUAUUGUAUGGCUUUUAGUGUCUGGGUGACUAACAUUUGUAAAUAUUUAACAUGCUUUUUAAAUGCAAAUUUAGCGAUUACUUUUAGUUUAGUUUCAUUGUGUUUCUAUUUAAACACUAUGCAAAUGUUUUAAUGUAUUACAAUUUCCCAAGAGUUUACAAUGUUCUCUUAACAAUAAAAUUUAUAGUGGUUUUACA